Molecule: messenger RNA, 489 nt
Organism: Quercus robur (English oak)
Lineage: Eukaryota; Viridiplantae; Streptophyta; Magnoliopsida; Fagales; Fagaceae
Exons: 1
Coding region: 1-489 (162 amino acids)
Source: RefSeq, a predicted model, not a curated record
AUGGGGGCAGACGAAGUCUUGAAGCUAGCAUUGUCAGAAGAGGGGGAGAUUAGCAUGGACUUGGCGAUGGAAAUCCAGAAACACCCCAGCAUUGAAGAAGCCCCAACAUUCACAGUCCAGAGCACAAACCGCUGGAUGACACCAAUAAUAUCUUUCCUCCAGGACGGGCACCUCCCUCAGAAUACAGAAGAAGCUAAAAAGAUCAGGAAGAGGGCGACCAGAUUUACAAUCCUCAAUGACACCUUAUACAAGAGAGGCUUUUCCAUGCCUUACUUGAAAUGUGUCGACGAAGAAGAAGCCAGAUACAUAUUGGAAGAAAUCCAUGGAGGAAUUUGCGGCGACCACGGCGGCCCAAGAUCCCCGGUAAACAAGGUAAUACGAACAGGUUAUUUUUGGCCUACUAUGCAGGUGGAUGCAGUGGAGCUCGUGAAGAAGUGUGACAAGUGCCAACAUACGGGAAUGUCCAGCGUCUUCCAGCAGAGAGACUGA